This is a messenger RNA of Xyrichtys novacula (pearly razorfish), 1395 nucleotides long. The record is from the annotation of a GenBank genome assembly. NCBI's taxonomy places the organism in Eukaryota, Metazoa, Chordata, Actinopteri, Labriformes, Labridae.
AUGGAUGUGCACAGACUCUGUUUUCUUCUCCUGCUGCCGAUAUUUUCACCUUUGGAGUCUGAAGGUGAUGUAGGUAAUGAACUUUUCUUCAUGUAAAACUGAAGAUUGUUUUCUUUUAAUUAAAUACUGUAAAUAACCUGUUUCUUUGUGUUUGCAGAGAAGACUUUGAAAACCACUGGGAGUGAACCAUUUGUGACCCCCAUCUGCAUCAAUGACACUCUGAAUUUCAUCAUACUGAUAGUUUGUAAGAUCAGAACAAAGAGGGAUAAAGGAGAAGACUGUCAGCUGAUACAUCGACAUGAUCGUGGGUUUGUGCAAAAAUGUGACUCAAGAUUCAGACUCACGACAGAAAGUCAGACUGUGUUUCUGCAUUUGGCGAAUUUAACCCCUAAAGACAGCGGGAACUACGCCUGUGAGUGUUCACGCACUGAUGGAACGCAAUUUAUACGUCUUAAUAUCACCGUAGAAGGUAAACACUUUUUUGUUGCACUUUGUCCAACUUUAAAAGAUGUUGUAUUUUCUUUGUAUUUGUUUGUUGAUUUUGCACAAAUUUGUCUCAUUUAUUCUUCACAGAAACAUCUCCAGAUAAAAACACUCAUCUGUCGUUCUUUCAUUGGAAUUUCAUCUUCAUUUUGAUCGCUGUGUCUGUGUUUGUCCUCCUGACUGGAGCUGUUGUCGUCUACAUCCUCUAUAAAAAGUGCUGCAGGUAAAACCUCUAACCCUCUAAACUAACAGUUUUUCAUUUUAAAAUAGGAAACCUGAUAUCUGAAAUCUUUGUUUCUGUUCACAGAGACGAUACAGGAUCAGAAGAAUCUGGGACGUCUGCGUCUGGAUCCUCCAGCUCCUCGGUAAACCUUAAAAUCACUUUAACAUGGGAUUAUUUUGACUAUAUUUAACUUCUAUUUCCAUUUUUUGCAAAUAAGAGAGAAAGCAAACAGGGUUAUAUGAUAUCAGGCGCUUCAGGAGCUCAUCAUCACCUCUGUGUUUCUUCACCACAAGUCCACCACAACUUCUAUUACAGCAUCAGCUUUGUUGAAGUAAAGGAAGCCUAUUUGCUGCUCCAGCUUCUGUGGCUUCUGCUCUCGCAACCCCUCUGUGUUUUUGCUAUAUUUAACAUCCCGUGUGAAAACAAAUUCACUUGCUGUAUUUGUGCUCCAUUCACAUUUGAUAUUCCCACAGAACCAAGAUGACCAAGAAGACUCCGACUUCUCAGAGGACCACUACGAGAGCCUCCAGGAACCAGCAGACGACGUCUAUCAAACCAUCUCAUUGGAGCCUCUUCAACACGACGCCAAGAAGGACAACAAGAAGAAGACAGCUCCUGCACAUUUAGAUGAUCCAGAUAUGGAUGAUGAGGAGACUGAGGACGGACAAGACAUCUAUGAAAACAUCUGA